CAAUCCAUCACCUUUUAAAACAUAGACGCAGGUGCUAUCGAAGUAGUUUCCUCUACCGUGCGAUUAGUAAUUUUUUCUUCAACACUGAGAAAGUUACGCGACAGUGUUUUCAUUCCCGACCAACUCACUUUCGGCAUUGAAACGAAGUAAUACACGUAGUGUUAUUUAUCUCCCAUCAUACAUCAUCGCAUCAAAUCUGUAUUUAUUAUGGAGCCACAGUAACAUAUCCUCUUAAAAUAUUGAUAAAGGUGCUAUAAGUGAUUAUCAAGAUGUCUAUGCAACAGUUUUGUUUGCGAUGGAACAAUCAUCAACCAAAUUUCAUUUCUGUAUUUUCAAAUUUAUUAAGUAGUGAAACAUUAGUGGAUGUUACACUAGCAGCAGAAGRCAGACAUCUUCAAGCUCAUAAAGUUGUACURUCAGCAUGCAGUACAUACUUCCAAUCGUUAUUCACARUUAAUCCAUGUCAACAUCCAAUCGUUAUACUCAAAGAUGUUAAAUUUUCCGAUCUCAAAAUCAUGGUAGAUUUUAUGUAUUAUGGAGAAGUUAACAUUUCUCAAGAUCAAUUACCAUCGAUUAUUAAAACUGCAGAAAGUUUGAAGAUCAAAGGUCUUGCUGAAAUGCAUAUAGCUUCAUUAACUAAAAGGCCAAGUAGUAGUAGUGAACAAGGAGCUGCAGAUCGUGGAAAAUCUUGUUCUCCUAGUCCAUCUCCUCUUUCUCCAUCAUUCAGACGAAAAAGAUUAARAAAAACGUCAACAGGAUCCACAUCUGGAUCUGGUGAUAAAACAGAAGAAAUUAAUGAGAUUGCAUUGGUCGCUACUGAUAUAGUUAAGUCAGAACCAUUGAUAGUAUCGCAAGAAAGCGAUGAAAAUGUAAGGCGACCAGUAAAUUUCAGUACAGAAUCACAAAGAAGUAUCGAUGAGGAUCAAAUAUCAAUAGUAAGCGUACUGAUGAGUAAUAUGGAAUAUAGUUCUACAACAAUGCCAGCACAAAGUGAUGGUACAAUACAAAAUGUGAAUCAACAAUCUAGUGGAAAUGUACCACAAAGUUCUAUUUCUUCUCAACCACCAGCACAUCAAGGUAAGAUUAAUAUUAAAAAUUCAUGAUUAUUUUUUUUUUUAAUUUUUUUUUAGCGG
Molecule: messenger RNA, 1133 nt
Organism: Polistes dominula (European paper wasp)
Lineage: Eukaryota; Metazoa; Arthropoda; Insecta; Hymenoptera; Vespidae
Biological process (GO): regulation of transcription by RNA polymerase II
Cellular component (GO): nucleus
Molecular function (GO): protein binding
Source: RefSeq, a predicted model, not a curated record